UGGAAAAGAAUACUCAUGAAUAAUAAAUUUAAUGCAGUGCAGUUUCGUGAGGAUGCGACAGUGGAUGAUCUUAUUGAUGUAAUUGAGGGAAACCGGAAAUACAUGAAGUGUGUAUAUGUGUACAACAAGAUAGACGUUAUUGGUAUUGAUGAUGUGGACAAAUUAGCCCGUCAGCCGAAUUCUGUUGUCAUUAGUUGCAAUCUCAAGCUGAACUUUGACAGACUACUUGCAAAAAUGUGGGAAGAGAUGGGACUCGUUACAGUUUAUGCAAAGCCGCAGGGCCAGCAACCUGAUUUCGGUGAUCCAGUAGUUCUUUCUGCUGAUAGAGGGGGCUGCACUGUUGGAGACUUCUGUAAUCAUAUACACAGGAGUUUGGUGAAGGAAGUCAAAUACGUGUUAGUGUGGGGUACAAGUGCAAGGCACUACCCACAGCAUUGUGGCCUCGGUCAUGUUUUGAAUGUUGAAGAUGUGGUCCAAAUUGUGAAGAAAAAGGUAAACCGGUCUGUCUGUUGUUCAUUGCAAGUGAAAUUUUCUCUGCGUAAUUUUUGGGUCCCAUGAUUAUUCUGAUUCCAG
This is a messenger RNA of Malus domestica (apple), 573 nucleotides long. RefSeq names its product developmentally-regulated G-protein 2-like. Gene Ontology annotation, cellular component: cytoplasm. Gene Ontology annotation, molecular function: GTPase activity; GTP binding. NCBI's taxonomy places the organism in Eukaryota, Viridiplantae, Streptophyta, Magnoliopsida, Rosales, Rosaceae. Gene Ontology annotation, biological process: cytoplasmic translation. The record is from RefSeq and is a predicted model, not a curated record.